Messenger RNA from Myotis lucifugus (little brown bat), 658 nucleotides. RefSeq names its product signal peptidase complex catalytic subunit SEC11C-like. Gene Ontology annotation, cellular component: membrane; signal peptidase complex. The record is from RefSeq and is a predicted model, not a curated record. The transcript has 2 exons. Gene Ontology annotation, molecular function: serine-type endopeptidase activity. NCBI's taxonomy places the organism in Eukaryota, Metazoa, Chordata, Mammalia, Chiroptera, Vespertilionidae.
ACAAAGUUGGCCCUUGGCCCGGAGACCCCGGCAUGGUGCGCGCGGGCGUCGUGGGGACACAUCUCCCCACGUCCGGCUUGGACAUCUUUGGGGACUUGAGAAAGAUGAACAAGCGCCAGCUGUAUUACCAGGUCUUGAACUUCGCCAUGAUCGUGUCUUCUGCACUCAUGAUCUGGAAGGGCUUGAUCGUCCUCACUGGCAGCGAGACCCCCAUCGUGGUGGUGCUGAGUGGCAGCAUGGAGCCAGCCUUUCACAGGGGUGACCUUCUGUUCCUGACAAACUUCCAGGAAGACCCUAUUUGAGCUGGUGAAAUCGUGGUUUUUAAGGUUGAAGGACGAGACAUUCCAAUAGUUCACAGAGUAAUCAAAGUUCAUGAAAAAGAUAAUGGAGACAUCAAAUUUCUGACUAAAGGAGAUAAUAAUGAAAUUGAUGACAGAGGCUUGUACAAAGAAGGCCAGAACUGGCUGGAAAAGAAGGAUGUGGGAAGAGCCAGAGGGUUUUUACCAUAUGUUGGUAUGGUCACCAUAAUAAUGAACAACUAUCCAAAAUUCAAGUAUGCUCUUUUGGCUGUAAUGGGCGCAUAUGUGUUACUAAAACGUGAAUCCUAAAGUGAGAAGCAGUUCCUGGGACGAAGAUUGAAAUGAAUUCUAUUGAAAAA